Molecule: messenger RNA, 2366 nt
Organism: Labrus bergylta (ballan wrasse)
Lineage: Eukaryota; Metazoa; Chordata; Actinopteri; Labriformes; Labridae
Source: RefSeq, a predicted model, not a curated record
GACAGUGCGGCGUGUCUGACUCCAACACUGCCACAGUCGCAGGAGAAGAAGCAGGGAAAACAUCGACUAACUUCUGAGUUUUAACUGGAAAAGGAUGGAGGACGUUCAGCAGACGAAGCCUGCUCUUCUGAACGGCAGCACGACCAGAAAGAGAGAGGACUACCUGGAGUGGCCCGAGUACUUCAUGGCUGUGGCUUUCCUGUCAGCACAGAGGAGUAAAGACCCCAGUUCUCAGGUGGGCGCCUGUAUCGUGAACCAGGAGAAUAAGAUCGUGGGGAUCGGUUAUAACGGGAUGCCAAACGGCUGUGAUGAUGACCUGCUGCCAUGGUCCCGCUCUGCAGACGACCGGCUGGACACUAAAUAUCCCUACGUGUGCCACGCAGAGCUGAACGCCAUCAUGAACAAGAACAGUGCGGAUGUGAAAGGAUGCAGCAUGUACGUGGCUCUGUUUCCCUGCAACGAGUGUGCCAAGCUCAUCAUCCAGGCAGGUAUAAAGGAAGUGAUUUAUCUCUCUGAUAAGUACCACGACACGCCGGAGAUGGUCGCCUCCAGGAAGCUGCUGAGCAUGGCAGGAAUUCAAUACAGGCAGUUCAAGCCCAAGAGGACUGAGAUUGUCAUUGAUUUUAAUUCCAUUAACCACCCUGGAAUGCUGAGCGGUGCGACCAAGUGAAAAAAUGCAAAGAGCCCACCUUGGGGAGCUGCUGAGCGAGGAGAGGAAGAGGAGGAGGAAGUGGGACGAGAUUGAAAGGGACUUUGAUGCCUCGUUCCUGCAGGUCUUCUUGCCCCCUGCUUUGUCCAAAGAAAAACUCAAGGACACCUUGACUUUGGUGUCUUUGAAAUUUUGAUUAACCGGAUAUUCAAGAUAAUUUGACGCCUCAGUCUUUGUGGCAGAGCGUCUUUAUGUCCUGCUUUUUUUUUUUCUUUAAAACUUGAGAUGAAGGAAACAGGGUGACUGUUGAUUUUUAAUCUUUGGUGUUGUGGAUCAGAUCGUCUCAUGUCUGUCUGCACAGGGGAACACCGGACACCUGUUCUUUCUUUCUCCUUCAAACAACUUUACAGAGUAAUAAAAAGCACCUUGACCUUUUAUCAUUAAUGCUGGAAGUUUCCAGUAAAUCUUUUUAUUUUGUAAAAAUAGAUCCAAAAAGAAAAAACCUGGAUGUUAAAAUUUUAUGAGACUUUUAAUUCGUCCAGCCCUGUUACUAAUUUCACUUUCACUGGACGUCUUUCUUGUUUUACUAUGUUUGGUUUUAUGCCAAGACUAAAACGCCUCAACUAAAGAAUUCCUCCAUAUCCUUCCCUAACUAUCUGAUAAUUUGUACUUCGGUUGCUUCUUGUAUUUUGAAACCUGGGACCUAUUUUUUUUGUUUUUCAUGUGUUUGGGUCUUAUUGACUAAAAAGUACAAAAAAUGUGGAACUGAUUCAAAGUCAUCCCUCGAGUAAAUGCACCCAAUAGGGUCGCCACAAUCACAGAUUUCUAAGCUUUGAUACGAUUUUAACAAAAAGCUAAAAAAAUAUCAAAACCAAUACAACAAAAUGGAUACCAGGGAUGUCUAAUACUGGGUCAUUUCCUGUUUCUCACUAUUAAAAAUUGCAGGCAAAUUCCCGCACAAGGUCUAACUUAAACUAAUACAACAGCAAUGGUUGGAGAUAUGUAGUUUUUAUUUUUUUUUAAACUGUUUUCUACAAUUGAUAAUUCAAAUACAGCGAUUGUAUCAAAGUAAUCGCAUCAAGUCCUCUCAAGGUUGUUGUGUUUGUCUGAGGCAGCAGUAAUUAAGGUUGUCACAUGAAGCUCCGCCGUCAUAACGUCUUUUAUGGUGAGUCCCUAUCUGAGAUCACAUUGCAUUACUGCAUUACAAAAGAUGACAUGUAGAGACACAGCAGGAGCUCCACACACACACACACAGGCUGCUCUCCCCCUCUGGCUCCACUGAUCCUGUCUCACACCUGUAUCGCCUCCUUUACUACCUCCAAUGGCGGCACAGAGGUGGGACCACUUCAUCCUCCAUUACACCUCCUUAACAUUCAUAAUGAAGGAGAAACAUCACAGGGGCGUAAAUAUCCCACCUUGAACAGUCAGUCUGAACUGGACCGGAGAGCAUAAAAACAUCAUCAACAUUUCACGACUGAAUAGUUGUCAGUGUAUUUGUGUAAUUUAGACCGUGUGCAGGGUAUUAACCUGAAAUUCUUGUUCAUUUAAAAACCUGACAUUAUCUGAUAUAUGGCCUGAGGAUGAUUAUUUUAGUUGCCAUGGUAUUGAAACAUAAUGAUAUCAUUUGAUUAGUUGGAAGUUAUAAAUCUGAUAUUGUGACAAUCCUUGCUGUAGUCAUGCAACUAAAACAAUAAAAUAACCUUUUUUGUUGAUGGAA